GAGCGCGGCCGCGGACGAAGAUGGCGACCGCCAUGUACUUGGAGCACUACCUGGACAGCAUUGAGAACCUUCCCUGUGAACUUCAGAGGAACUUCCAGCUGAUGCGAGAGCUAGACCAGAGGACUGAAGAUAAGAAGGCGGAGAUUGACAUCCUGGCUGCAGAGUACAUCUCCACAGUGAAGACGCUUUCUCCAGACCAGCGUGUGGAGCACUUACAGAAGAUCCAGAGCGCCUAUAGCAAGUGCAAGGAGUACAGCGACGACAAGGUGCAGCUGGCCAUGCAGACCUAUGAGAUGGUAGACAAACACAUUCGAAGGCUCGAUGCGGACCUUGCGCGCUUUGAAGCAGAUCUGAAGGACAAGAUGGAGGGCAGUGAUUUCGAAAGCUCCGGAGGAAGAGGGUUAAAAAAAGGUCGGGGUCAGAAAGAAAAAAGAGGGUCCCGGGGCCGAGGCAGGAGGACAUCAGAAGAAGAUACACCAAAGAAAAAGAAACAUAAAGGAGGGUCUGAGUUCACCGACGCCAUCCUGUCUGUGCAUCCCUCCGAUGUGCUGGACAUGCCAGUGGAUCCAAAUGAGCCCACAUACUGCCUGUGCCACCAGGUCUCCUAUGGGGAGAUGAUCGGCUGCGACAAUCCAGACUGUCCGAUUGAGUGGUUUCACUUUGCCUGUGUGGAUCUUACCACGAAACCCAAAGGAAAAUGGUUCUGUCCACGGUGCGUCCAGGAAAAGAGGAAGAAGAAGUGAGGAGGAACUGUAUGCCCAGAUCAGAAGAGCAAGUUAAUAUAUUCCUUCAUUCAUGUUGCAAUAUUUCCUUUCAUUUUAAAACUACCUUGUUCAAUUGAUAUUUAAUAACUCAAUGGCCAGUUAUGAUUCUGGAUGUUUCCUAAAACAAACUACCGAACCCUGUUUGUGCAGAGGAGCAAUCUCACAGGGACUUGUCACCAUGACUAUAUUGUGACUUUUUAUAGGACUCCCCCCAGCAUUAGCGUGGCAGUCACCAAACGAGCCUGAGUGAACUUAAGCUCGGGUGCCAGACCAAGCACAUGGGUGGGGUGGAGACAUUUUAACCUGGUACACCGCCACCACUUUGUAGCUAGAGGUGUCACCCUUAUGUAGUCUGUUUGUAGUUUUCUAGAACUGUUUGGUAUAGCACGGGCUCCACACACCCCAAGACCACUGAAGCACAUCUGUCACUAUGAGGCACGUGUGAGGUCCAGCUCAGUGACAGCCAAGAGUCUCCUUCACUCUCAGUUCUACUUUGAUUCUGGCCUCCGUGGACUCUUGGUAAGGAUGCCUCUGACAUUCCUGGAGGGCCUGGGGGUUCUUCCCAGGAGGACAUGGCCUCUGCUUCACUGUGCACUGCCUUUUUAGUUUGGACUUCAGUCCUCCCUUGGGGGACUCACAUCCUAGAGUAAACAGCCCUUCAUUAGCAAACAGGCUGUCGGUUCCGUGACCAGCAUCGACAAGGGACAGCGUAACAGCUGGGCGGAUGUUGCGUUUCUCUGGGAAUUCCUAACGUUUUUACUGUGAAGAUGAAAUUCUUAUAAUAGCAUGAAGAUUGUGGGUCUGUGUGUCUGUGAAGUGUGUCCAGUCCACUCAGAGCUGAGUAUACCCUGCUCGUGUUGCGCAUUGCCGGGCCAGCAGCUGAUGUCCAAGGGGACUUCCUGUGAUGUGGUAUGAUUUGUGAAUUUGUUGUGCCGCGUAGCAGUUCUGGAAUGAAGCUAGGAAACUAGAGUGUACUUCUUGUUAAUCAGCAUUCACCAAACCGAUUUUGAACUGUCUUUUUGUAAUAGUUGGGGAAGAAUGCAUACAUUUGGUCUGUUGAGAUCCAUUUGUGAUGGUACCUAAAAUGUGACUCCCACAAGCAUCCUCGGCUCUGGGAAACCCUCUUGCAUGCAUUUAGAGGAGGGAGAGGAUUCCAGAAGAACGAAGGAAAGCCUGUUUCUGUCCCCACAUCAGAGAAAGAAAUCUAUGAGGGAACUGAGACAUGAAAUUCCCAUUAAGAAAAGUCUCAUUUUCUUUAUGAAGAGGGUCAUCCGGAAUGAUGGACUCAUUUUCUUCUGAUAGCUGCAUUUGUAGUAUGUUUUCCUCCUGUUUUCUAAAGUUUCAAUGAGGAGAGGAAAAAAAGCAGAAAGGAACUUGAGAAGCUCUGUGUCUCAGACAGGGCUACCCCCUGCAAGAAGCUCAUUCAGUGAAUAAGAACCAGAACAUCAAAGAACAGUCCUGGUCAGGAUGUUGUCUAACUCCAUGAUUCCCAGCCAUCCCUAGACCAUACAGGAUGUUUCUAGACUGCCUGUCCUUCCAGGGAGUCAGCUGAGGAGCAGGACCUGCUCUCAGAUGCCUGCCAGUGGGGUUACUGGGUGCAUGCUGGCCCUGCUGAGGCAGCAGGUGCUGGGCAGAUAUAGGUGGAUAGUCGGCAGCUGCUAUAGCUCGCCUGGAGGAGCUUCCUGAGAGCCGAUGACUUCCUCAGAAGGGAGAAGGCCCCACUAGCUUUAGAGAGCUAGCUGGCCACCCUGCUUCACACACCCCUCAGUCUCAGCAUGGCCGGGAAACUAGAGAUGUGUUGUUGUUUAGUAACUUAGCUUUCUGUGAACAUAGGUAUUUAAAGGUAAUGGAGAAUAAACUGUGGGGAAAAAUAUUCUCAUUCUUUCACCAUUUUUUGUGGAGAGGGGAGUUUGUAAUAAGGCAAUGCCUGAUGAUUGUUUAGAUGCUAAUUUAAUAUUUUUGCUUUACCUGGAACUGUUCAGACUUGCUUUUAUCACUGGAAAUAACUAGUGUGUGUUGAUGUAGGUUUUUGAGGGUUGAGUAGGGUUUGACUGGCAUCUGGCUUCCUGAAGCUUUGCUGCCUCCCCAGAAAGAUGACUGCUUCUUUGUGGGAAGCUUUCAUUUAAUAUGUGAUGAUGUCACCCUGCUUGUCACUGUGUACCAUCCCAUGUAUUGACUUUUGAUCUUUUUUAUUUAAGUUUCUGUGUGUACUGUUUUUAGUGUUUAUUUUUGCCAGUUACAAUAAUAUCACCAAAAUAAUAUGUGUAUAGCUUUGAGAAAACACAAGCAGAAUAGGACAGUUCCUUGGGACAAAGUUUGGAUCCUGACUGAAUGCCUCUCUUGACUGUCUGCUCACAGGAGAGACAUUCAGAAGUGGCUGUUUAGUUCAAAAAGAAUGUCAUUUCAUCUGGCCUGGCGUCCACCCUGCAGGGAUGGCAAGCCGUGCUGCUUGUACCAUUCAAGUGCCACUCUGGAAGGCUUGGCUGCCUUCUUCCUAGGGGUGAUUCAGGGGAGUCAUCUAAGACCAGACCCCCCUCCACACCUGUCUGGCUUCAGACAUGUCCCUUGGAUUGAGGGCAUCUGGGCAGGUCGCGGCUGGUCACUCUAGCAGCUUUAUCUGAGCCAAGGGUGUGAGUCCCUCCAUGGCUGUGAGAUUUACUUGUAAGGGAAAAAGUGUUUUGCUCAGAGAAGAAGCAAAAUCAUUUUUCAUGUUAUCAGUGCUACAUUAUAAGUCAGCAAUUUGUGGAAAUCCUCUCGUUUUCCUUUAGAAAAAGGAAUGCUGCCUUUUAAAAAAAAGUUUGUUAAACUGAGCCCCAAAUCUGUGAGUGUGCUUGUGGUGCUGCUGGCUGGGACACAGACACUAAGCUGAGGCCUGCGUGACUCACUGAACAGCAGCUGUCUGUCCACCUCUUGCCAGUCAGAGCCCCUGGACAGGUGCACUUGAGGCCAGUACUGGCCAGGACCAUGGGGCCAAGUGUCUUCCAGUCUGCCUGGGGCAGUGAGAAACAGCUGUGUGGGCCAGUGGCAGUGGUGGGAGGGUUUGUUGGAAUGGAUGGGGACAGUGGCCAGCUCUGUCUCACUCCUGUCCCAUGGCCACACCACACUUGAAUCCUGACCCGUCACUGGGAGACCUGACUGGGGCUUCUUUGAGCAAUAACGCUGCCCAAGAGCAGCUUCCCACAUGACCACAGAGCCAAGGGUCUGCCCUGUCCUGGGACUUGGAGGUUAGGUCUCCAUGGUUUAGCAUCACACAAUGAGGGAUAUUUAUUAUGGGCAUUGAAGAUUUAAGAUUUUCCUAAAUUUUUAGUGAACAGUGAUUGGCCUUCAUUACCUGUGCUGAGAGGAAUUUUAAAGCAAGGGAAGUGUAAGAAAAAAUGUUCUCAUUCAGGAGAGAGUUUUAUCGAAGUUUCUUUCUUCCUAUGUAUGUAUUUUGUGGUGUUCACCUUUAACCACAUUUCAUCCAAAAAGAUGAUGCAGCUUUAACAUGAAUGUUACAUUUUAUUUUCAAGGAAUUAUUAUCUAUGUUCCCUUUGUAAAGGAAAGAUAAUAUUGUAAAUCUUUUUAUUAAAUAAUGUAAAGAUGUAUAUCUGUAUUUUUGGAUCAUGUUAUAGAUUAUGGAUAUAUUGUUUUAAUAAAUAAAAUAUUUUUUGGAACAAACA
This is a messenger RNA of Carlito syrichta (Philippine tarsier), 4423 nucleotides long. RefSeq names its product inhibitor of growth family member 5 (gene ING5). Bases 21 to 743 code for a protein of 240 amino acids. Gene Ontology annotation, cellular component: nucleus. The record is from RefSeq and is a predicted model, not a curated record. NCBI's taxonomy places the organism in Eukaryota, Metazoa, Chordata, Mammalia, Primates, Tarsiidae. Gene Ontology annotation, molecular function: chromatin binding. The transcript is spliced from 8 exons. Gene Ontology annotation, biological process: positive regulation of apoptotic signaling pathway; positive regulation of DNA-templated transcription.